This is a messenger RNA of Prunus armeniaca (apricot), 399 nucleotides long. The record is from the annotation of a GenBank genome assembly. NCBI's taxonomy places the organism in Eukaryota, Viridiplantae, Streptophyta, Magnoliopsida, Rosales, Rosaceae.
AUGGCUUCCUUCGCCGCCAGGUCUGUCCUCCGCUCCACCGCGGCUCGAGCCACCGUCGGCUCGAGGCUCGCUUCCGCCGCCAGACCCAAACCAGCCUCCUCGCCUUUUCGCAUCCCCAAACUAAACCAAAGCUCCACCCCUCCUCGCAUUUUCAGGUCGCCUGUGGAGUUGAGCUGCUGUGUGGAGACGAUGCUUCCGUACCACACAGCCACUGCCUCUGCAUUGCUCACUUCGAUGCUCUCUGUCUCUCAGCGCUCCUACGGUUGGACCCCUGAAGUUGUGAUAUCUGGGAUGUUGGAGCCAAUAGGCAAGCUAAUUGUGAUAAGCAAGGCCAACUUUUGCAUUGUAGUUUUUCUUAUUUUCUAUUUCAUCCCUGAAGUGAAGUCGGGGGUCCUUUAG